Messenger RNA from Triticum dicoccoides, 1440 nucleotides. RefSeq names its product probable BOI-related E3 ubiquitin-protein ligase 3. The coding region runs from base 295 to 1227 and encodes 310 amino acids. Gene Ontology annotation, biological process: regulation of programmed cell death. The record is from RefSeq and is a predicted model, not a curated record. NCBI's taxonomy places the organism in Eukaryota, Viridiplantae, Streptophyta, Magnoliopsida, Poales, Poaceae. Gene Ontology annotation, molecular function: ubiquitin-protein transferase activity. The transcript has 2 exons.
AACGUGGACGCCAACCAAAACCCACCCCGCCCGGUCACGCACCAUAAAUACUCGGCUGCCUGCCAUCCGACCACGGACGGGACGGACCUCCUUGCUUCUUUCUGAGUUUCUUUCCUCGCCACCCCGGCCGCGCUGCCCAUCCAUCCAUCGCCGCGCGAUCCGUCCAUGACCUCGCCUCCCACUGCUCCUCCCGCAUCUCACUAACUCAUCGCCAUCGCCUUCCCUUGGCUCCUCGAUCGCCUGCGUGUGUAUAUAGGCGGCCUGCCAGUGCGUGCCGCCCAGGAGCAGACCGCCAUGGCGGUGGACCUGCAGCGCCUGCGCCACAUGCUGCUCGCCACCGGCGGCGGCCACCACCAGCUCGCCGGCCGGCCGGGCGCCCCCACCGCCGUUAUGACUGGGCCUUGCUACGGCGCCGGCGCGACGGGCCAGCAGCUUGGGUGCCAGCCGUACGCGGACGUCUUCACGCCGCCGCCCCCGACGAUGUCGGCCGCGGACCAGUACUCGGAGUUGCUGGCGCUGGCCGCGGUCGAUCUGCUGAGAAAGGGCGACGGCGCCCAGGAAAUGACCUCCGGCAACAAGCGGAGGCGCGUCGACGAGGGGGCGUCCUCGUCGGUGCUCGGCCAAGUCCUUGCGGCCCACGCGCAGCAGCAGGCCGUCGCCGUCGACCACAUCCUGCACAGACAUGCGAGAAAGAUGUGGGCUGCUCUGGCGGAGCAGCGGCGGAGCCACCUGCGGCUCAUCGUCUCCGCCGUGGAGGCCAGGGCGGCGAAGCGGCUCAAGGCCAAGGACGACGAGAUCGAGCGGGUCAGGGGCAUGAACUGGGCGCUGGAGGAGCGCCUCCGGAGCCUCUACAUGGAGGCGCAGAUGUGGCGCGACGUCGCGCAGUCCCACGACGCCGCCGCCAGCGUGCUCCGCGCCGACCUGCAGCGGGUGCUCGACGCGCAGGCGGUCCGCGGCGGCGGAGACGGCCAGGACCAGGACGACGCCGAGUCGUGCUGCUGGGGGGAGAACCAGGCGCCCGUCUGCGCGGAGGAGGAGGAGGCCGAGGUGGGCACGCCGGCCCCGACGGGAGUCGGAAGGUGCAAGGGGUGCGGCGACGGCGCGGCCGUCGUGCUGCUGCUGCCGUGCCGGCACCUCUGCGUGUGCGCGCCGUGCGCGGCCUCGGCGCAGGCGUGCCCGUCGUGCGGAUGCGCCAAGAACGGCAGCGUCUGCGUCAACUUUUCGUGAUGAUGCCGGGGGAAUAGUUUUAGAGUAGGCUCGACUUUUCUUUCUUAGCUUUAUUUUCUUCAUCUUUCUUUUUUGUUCCCCUUCUUUUGUUCAGUUUAGCUUUUUGCUCAAACUGUUGGAUCAGUUGUUCAACAAGAACAAAAAAACAGUCCGUAGUAGUGUUGCAUAUCAAUGCUUGAAAUUAAAUACAUAGAUUAGAAUUUGAACAAGAUA